Mesoplodon densirostris (Blainville's beaked whale) is the source of this 700-nucleotide messenger RNA. RefSeq names its product protein tyrosine phosphatase type IVA 2. Gene Ontology annotation, biological process: protein dephosphorylation; positive regulation of cell migration. NCBI's taxonomy places the organism in Eukaryota, Metazoa, Chordata, Mammalia, Artiodactyla, Ziphiidae. Gene Ontology annotation, cellular component: nucleus. Bases 1 to 504 code for a protein of 167 amino acids. The record is from RefSeq and is a predicted model, not a curated record. The transcript has a single exon. Gene Ontology annotation, molecular function: protein tyrosine phosphatase activity.
AUGAACCGUCCAGCCCCUGUGGAGAUCUCUUAUGAGAACAUGCGUUUUCUGAUAACCCACAACCCUACCAAUGCUACCCUCAACAAAUUCACAGAGGAACUUAAGAAGUAUGGAGUGACAACUUUGGUUCGAGUUUGUGAUGCUACAUAUGAUAAAGCACCAGUUGAAAAAGAAGGAAUCCACGUUCUAGAUUGGCCUUUUGACGAUGGAGCGCCACCCCCUAAUCAGAUAGUUGACGAUUGGCUAAACCUACUAAAAACCAAAUUUCGUGAAGAACCAGGUUGCUGUGUUGCAGUGCAUUGUGUUGCAGGACUGGGAAGGGCACCUGUGCUGGUCGCACUUGCUUUGAUUGAAUGUGGAAUGAAGUACGAAGAUGCAGUUCAGUUUAUAAGACAAAAAAGAAGGGGAGCAUUCAAUUCCAAACAGCUGCUUUACCUGGAGAAAUACCGACCUAAGAUGCGAUUACGCUUCAGAGAUACCAAUGGGCAUUGCUGCGUUCAGUAGAAAGAAAUGUAUACGAAGGCUGACUUGAUCGUGGCAUUUAGAGGGAACUCUUGGUACCUGGAAAUGUGAAUCUGGAAUCUUAACUGUGUCAUCAAAGUAGUGAUGGAUUCAGUACUCCUCAACCACUCCUAAUGAUUGGAAAAAAAACAAACAAAAAAGAAAUCCCUCUAUAACGUGAAUAAAAUGUUUAAGAAAA